Molecule: messenger RNA, 813 nt
Organism: Peronospora matthiolae
Lineage: Eukaryota; Oomycota; Peronosporomycetes; Peronosporales; Peronosporaceae
Source: the annotation of a GenBank genome assembly
AUGAUUAACCGCGCCAAGCUGUUGCAACGUGCUGCCAAGGUGGGCGCCGGCACUCUGUUAGGCGGAUCAGUGCUGACGGGUACCACGGCCUUCAGCAGCGACCAGAUUGAAGCUCUGCACUACGGGUUUGACUAUCAGGGUCCACUGUCCUCGUUCGACUACGCCAGUGUGCGUCGCGGAUAUCAAGUGUACCGUGAGGUUUGUGCGUCGUGCCACAGCCUGGACCGCAUCUGCUUCCGCAACUUGGUCGGUGUGACCCACACCGAAGAGGAACUCAAGGCAAUUGCGGCUGAUACGGACGUCACUGAUGGCCCUAACGACGAGGGCGAGAUGUUUGAACGGCCCGGCAAGCUGUCAGACCCUCUUCCACGGCCGUACGCUAAUGACGAGGCUGCUGCUGCUGCCAACAAUGGUGCCAUUCCGCCUGAUCUCUCGCUGAUGGUCAAGGCGCGUCAUGCCGGUGCUGAUUAUCUGUUUGCGCUUCUGACGGGCUAUGUCGACCCACCUGAAGGAAUGGAACUGCUAGAUGGCCUGCACUACAACCCAUACUUCGGCGGGGGUGCAAUUGCCAUGGAGCGUCAGUUGCAGGACGGCCAGAUCGAUUAUGAGGACGGCACGCCAUGCACAACUUCGCAGAUGGCUAAGGACGUGUCGGUUUUCCUUGCAUGGGCUGCUGAGCCCGAGCACGACGUGCGGAAGAAGCAGGGCAUGCAGGCAGUCAUUGUUCUGGCGGCGCUGUGCGGACUAACUGGAUACUACAAGCGCCUGAAAUGGGCGCCACUCAAGACCCGUAAAAUUACGUACACCAAGUAA